AUAUCCGGAACCACCUCCUGAUUUCCAUGUUGUAACCCGGUUGUAACUACGACAUGGUGAAGACUAGACUUGUCAAGCUUUUUAGACGUUAAACAAACUUACAGCUGCAAUGGACGACCGUCAUCUAGACCUGACAGAGGCACAGAAGGCUGUCAAGUCCAAAUACCCGCCAAUCAACAAGAAAUAUGAAUAUUUGGAUCAUACAGCAGAUGUCCAAAUUCACUCCUGGGGAGAUUCCCUGGAAGAAGCCUUCGAGCAGUGUGCCAUGGGCAUGUUCGGCUACAUGACGGACACAGAGACAGUGGAACCAACUGAUACAGUUGAAGUGGAAUCAGAGGGUGAAGACAUGGAGUCUCUUCUCUUCCAUUUCCUAGAUGACUGGUUAUACAAGUUUUGUGCAGAUCUCUUCUUUGUUCCCAGGGAGGUCAAAGUGCUGCACAUAGACAGAAUGCGCUUCAGGAUCCGCUCCAUUGGGUGGGGUGAAGAAUUCUCUCUGGAGAAGCAUCCUCAGGGAACAGAGGUGAAAGCCAUCACAUACUCUGCAAUGCAGAUCCACGAUAAAGAAAAACCAGAGAUAUUUGCCAUUGUUGAUAUCUGAUGACACCUUCAGAGGCAGAUCAGACUCCUGGUUCAAUGGAACUGGAAUAUCUACAUGGCCAAUCUAAGUGGCCUUUUUAUCUAAGGCACUGAUUCUUGAUUUGUAAAAUCAGGUUUUCUACUCUUAGGGUGAAGUGUUUACUAACUAGCUCUCUGACAGAUUACUGAUUAAUUAUCUGACACUGAUAUCAUCAUCAUAAUAUUCAUUAUUUCAGAGGCCAUAUAAUUUCAAUAUUCAUGUAUAAGUGAGGAAUAAUAGAAUGAAAAUAGAACUCUUUGCUUAAAAGCCAUUACACUUUUGAUUUAGAAGUGUAGUGGCUUUUGUCCACCCAGUUUUACUUGAAACACUUCUGCAAGUUCUUAUUUUUAUUUAUGAUGAAUUUGAAAUUGUGUUGAUGCCUUAUUAAUCAUUGUAAAUAAAUCAACUUUAUUAUAAAUGUA
Lates calcarifer (barramundi perch) is the source of this 1038-nucleotide messenger RNA. It is a transcript of the gene tslig1, whose product is annotated as zinc finger and BTB domain containing 8 opposite strand. The transcript has 7 exons. The record is from RefSeq and is a predicted model, not a curated record. Gene Ontology annotation, biological process: tRNA splicing, via endonucleolytic cleavage and ligation. NCBI's taxonomy places the organism in Eukaryota, Metazoa, Chordata, Actinopteri, Centropomidae. Gene Ontology annotation, cellular component: tRNA-splicing ligase complex. The coding region runs from base 110 to 598 and encodes 162 amino acids.